Plectropomus leopardus (leopard coralgrouper) is the source of this 2679-nucleotide messenger RNA. The record is from RefSeq and is a predicted model, not a curated record. NCBI's taxonomy places the organism in Eukaryota, Metazoa, Chordata, Actinopteri, Perciformes, Serranidae.
GUCAGAGCGAGCUCCAAUUUACAGGAUUUUAAGACGGAAAAAAGACGCACCGGAAAGGCGCAGCAAAUUACGCACGGGUUCCCACUUUGGAUGUUGAGACUUUUAUUGCAUUUUUUGGAAAUGUAGUUGCAUUCUUGAGAAAAUCCCAAGAAGGCAUUUGUUGUUACUAGUUGAUGAGAGAAGUGAGAGCCGCCGAGGCUCCGUUUCCUGUUUGCCAGCGCGCUGCAGCUGGCUGAAGAAGCCCCGCAGGGCUGCCUCAACACCGGUGCUCCUUCCCCGCCGCAAACCACAGCCGGUCCGCUCAGUCCGCUCAGAAACUCGGUGGAAAAAAAAAUGUGCGACUUGAUGCCAGCCUCCCAGCCCCCGGAGAAAAUCGGCAAAAUGAAAAAGUUGAGGAGAACUUUGUCGGAGAGUUUCAGGAGUAUCGCUUUCAAGAAAGAGGACAGCGGCUUUGAUGAGAUAUGUGUCACAAAGAUGUCCACACGCAGCUGCCAGGGAACGGACUCAGUCAUCAAGCCCCUGGACACCAUCCCUGAGGACAAGAAGGUGAGAGUGCAGCGCACGCAGAGCGGCUUCGACCCCUUCGAGAAGCCCACCAGCCAGGUGAAGAGGGUCCACUCUGAGAACAAUGCCUGCAUCAAUGCCAAGGGCUCGUCCGCUGGCAAGGAGUCGCCCAAACUGCGUCGACACUCCAGCCCUAGUUCUGUAACCUACAAGCCCAAGUUUGGGAAAGCAGAUUCCUAUGAGAAGCUGGAGAAACUGGGCGAGGGUUCAUAUGCUACGGUUUACAAAGGAAAGAGCAAGGUGAACGGGAAACUGGUGGCUCUGAAGGUGAUCCGUCUGCAGGAGGAGGAAGGGACGCCCUUCACAGCCAUAAGAGAAGCAUCUCUCUUGAAAGGCCUGAAGCAUGCGAACAUCGUGCUCCUCCAUGACAUCAUCCACACCAAGGAAACCCUGACUCUGGUCUUCGAAUAUGUGCACACAGACCUGUGUCAGUACAUGGACAAACACCCCGGGGGGCUCCAUCCAGACAAUGUGAAGCUGUUCCUGUUCCAGUUACUGAGAGGCCUGUCCUACAUCCACCAGAGGUACAUCCUUCACCGUGACCUGAAACCACAAAACCUGCUCAUCAGCGACACUGGAGAGCUCAAGCUGGCUGACUUUGGCCUGGCCAGGGCCAAGUCGGUCCCCAGCCAUACCUACUCCAACGAGGUGGUGACCCUUUGGUACCGACCUCCAGACGUCCUGCUGGGAUCCACAGACUACUCCACCUGCCUGGACAUGUGGGGAGUGGGCUGCAUUUUCAUUGAGAUGAUCCAAGGAGUGGCUGCCUUUCCUGGGAUGAAGGACAUCCAGGACCAGCUGGAGAGGAUAUUCCUAGUCCUCGGCACCCCAUCUGAGGACACCUGGCCCGGCGUUAACUCUUUGCCUCACUUCAAACCAGACCGCUUUACAGUGUACAGCGCUAAGAAGCUCAGACAAGCAUGGAAUAAGUUGGGCUAUGUGGACCACGCCGAAGAGUUGGCUUCCAGGUUCCUCCAGUGCUUCCCAAAGAACCGGCUGUCAGCCCAGGCAGCGCUGAAUCACGAAUACUUCAGCAACCUUCCUCCACGGCUCUGUGAGCUGCAGGACAUGUCUUCUAUCUUCACCGUACCAAAUGUCAAGCUGCAGACAGAGAGCGGGGACAGCAUACAGGUGUGCGCACGAAGGAACAGUCAUGGAAAAGCAUCCUCUGGCAGCAAACACUGACCUGAGGCAGCAUCCUGCACAUGAUUGCCUGACAGGUGGCUGUUGUAAAAAAAAAAAAAACAUUAAAAAUGGAGAUGAAGACAAAGAUGCUGAGAUGGAGGAUCCAGACGAAUGGAAGAGCCCCAGUUCUCUUUAUUUAUUACCUUCACAAUACGUGUGAGCGCGGCUGUGUGUGAGCGUGGUUGUAUCUGUGUGUGCAUGUGUGUGUGAGUGUGGGUGUAUCUGUGUGUGUGUGUGUGUGCGUGUAUGUCGUGCACAUGAGAAAGGAGUUUAGCAUUGAGUACAGAUGUGAAUGCAUGUGUGCAUUAUGAACGGUACCUAAGAUUUCAGGCUAUCAUUUGCAAAUCAGAUUUUGUUUACUUUUUAUAAGGUUCCAAUAACUCAUAUAUCAUUGUCACAGUAUAAACAAAAGGACUUUACUAUUGGUACAUAUUGUGUUUUGUGUUUGUAACUAGCCUCCUAUUUAAGAAUGUAUAUUUGUAUGUAUGAUAUACUCAUCUAGAAACUAUAUAAUGGACAAUUUUAUUAUCGCUUCAUCUUCUCAACACUAUACUGCUCACGCCGAUGCGCGUAACUCAACAGACUCACACAGGAGACAUGCAAACAAGCAAAAACACAUCUAUACAACAAAUAAGUCCAUUUAAAGAAAAAAAUCCCAAAAAGUAUGUUUUCCAUUUCUUUGUUACCCGAUGUAACUCUAAUUUGUGGAACCACAAACAUUAAUAAUAAUUUUUGCGGGCUUUUAGGUGGUGUAACACAUCUCUGGCAGCCAUUAUGGAGGUCCUUCAUCUUUUGGUAGAGGAGUAUAACUGAUGUUGUUUUAAAUUUACAGCUUGUUUAAAGUUUUUAAAAAAACUACUUAAAAAUACAUGAGACUGAUAUUGUGUUAACAUAAUACAGCUUGUUAGCGAAUUAACUAUGGUAUCUGUC